Molecule: messenger RNA, 1527 nt
Organism: Talaromyces proteolyticus
Lineage: Eukaryota; Fungi; Ascomycota; Eurotiomycetes; Eurotiales; Trichocomaceae
Product: putative guanine deaminase
Exons: 2
Coding region: 1-1527 (508 amino acids)
Molecular function (GO): hydrolase activity, acting on carbon-nitrogen (but not peptide) bonds
Source: RefSeq, a predicted model, not a curated record
AUGGCAACGAAAGACCAAUCAUCCAUACUCUUUCACUCGGCCACAAUAAUCACACUCAAUAAAUGUCGGCAAGUUAUUCGAGAUGGGCAUAUUCACGUUGUUGAUAGUCGCAUCAUGUCCGUUGAGAAAUAUUAUCCACUCAAUUCCUUACCGCCUCACACUCGGAUUAUAGAUUGCAAGAACAAAAUUAUCAUUCCCGGCCUCGUGAACACACACGCCCACCUGGUACAAUCGCUUUUACGAGGACUGGCUGAGGACUUGCCGUUGCACUCUUGGUUAUGCGAUGCCGUAUGGCCGCUGGAAUCCGUUUAUUCACACGACGACGGCUAUAACGCGGCACGACUAACAAUCGCAGAGAUGCUGAAAACUGGGACGACAUGUUUCUUAGAUCCGAUGCUGACACAUACAGCCGGAUUUGAGAGGAUAUGCCAAGUGGUGGGUGAAAUGGGUAUACGAGGCUGUUUGGGAAAAUUAGUAAAGUUCACAGAAACAAGUCGAGAAAAUUCCAUGACAGACCCGAGAGAUAAAGACUUAGAUUUCAUGUCUAUUCCUGCACUUGUGGAGGCACACUCUAGGCAUAAUGGACAAUACGAUGACCGUCUACACGUUUGGGCCGCAGCCGGUACUCCUCGGGGCGCACCGAAGUCGGCAUUUCAAGAACUUGGAGAUGCCUGCUCUGCGCACGGAAUCUCACUUACCAUGCACUGUGCGGAAGCUCCCAGAGAUCUAGAGAUAUUCCACGACGUAUACGGCUGCAGUCCCAUGGAAUUUGUGGAGGAAACACAUCUUUCCUUCGAUGCCAGCUCUGUCAAUUCCAAUGCGAAUCCAAGAAAUCUCGUUCUCGCCCAUAUGGUAAAUCUAGACGUGGAAAAGGAUAUUCGUCUAUUAGCUGCAACAAAUACAUCGGUAGCCCACAACCCUUCAUCAAAUCUCAAGCUCGCUUCUGGUAUAGCCCCUGUACCAACUAUGUUGUUAUCAGACGUACGGGGUCAAAAUAUCAACGUGUCUCUGGGAACGGACGGUGCUCCAUGUUCAAAUCACUACGACAUGUUUCAGGAAAUGCACCUGGCAUCCAUUCUUCACAAAGGUGCGAAUCAUGAUGCAGCAUUAAUUCCAGCAGAAACGGCUCUUGAAAUGGCAACAAUCAACGGCGCGAAAGCCCUUGGGUUGGAUGACGAAAUUGGCAGUCUAGAAAUAAACAAGAAGGCUGAUUUUGUAGUCCUCGAUCCAUAUGGAAAGGGGAACAUAGGAAUUGCGCCGUGGGAUGCUGAUGACAAUGCGAAUGGCGUUUCGCCAGUCACUACUGUUGUACACGGUUGUACUGGGCGAGAUGUCGAUAUCACUGUUGUAAAUGGGCGUAUUAUCAUUGAGAACGGGCUCUUAGUUGUUGGAGGGCGACUGAAAGAGGUUGAAAUCAUACAGAAAGCACAUCUGGCGGCAAAAGGUAUUUUGCAGAAAUGUAAUGCGAAUCGUUCCAAUGGAGAACAGUUGGGUGGUAGUUUGAAAAAUGGGUGGACGUAUAUCUAG